Molecule: messenger RNA, 2586 nt
Organism: Scomber scombrus (Atlantic mackerel)
Lineage: Eukaryota; Metazoa; Chordata; Actinopteri; Scombriformes; Scombridae
Product: cocaine esterase-like
Exons: 13
Coding region: 236-1927 (563 amino acids)
Source: RefSeq, a predicted model, not a curated record
AUACUGAGAGGCUCCUGGACAGAGAAGCAAUCUUUGUCCAAGAGAAGGAAAGUCUGCUCAGGGGUCAACGGUUGCCAUCGUAUAUCUGUAUAUUGGAUGCAGUCACGUAAUAUCCUGCAGUUAAUAUUAACCUGAGCACUAUCUCUAUCAGAGUCACGAAGGGAGAGCUUCAUAGCAGGCAGCAUUUUGUGAUUUUUGUUUUGCCAAAGCUAGCAGAGUGUUGCAAUCUGCAGAGAUGACAGCCAUGAAGUUUCAGGCACACCAAACUCUCUUCUUUCUGUUGUCUGUUUUAUUUAUGCAUGUUGCUGCAGAACUGUAUGCACCUGAUGUCCACACAAAGCUUGGGAGCCUGAGAGGUGAGUAUGUGAGUGUAAAGGGGAAAGAGAUUGGAGUCCAUGCCUACCUGGGUGUCCCAUUUGCUAAGCCGCCUGUAGGCCCUGCUCUGAGACUGGCUGCACCUCAGCCUGUAGAGGGAUGGGAAGGAGUGAGAGACGCCACUCAGCAGCCGCCCAUGUGUAUUCAAAGUAAGCACUUUGUCAUAGAUCUGCUUGAUCAACUCGGUGGCAUGUUGGCAGUUGUCCCAGAUGUUUCAGAAGAUUGUCUUUACCUCAACAUUUACACUCCUGCAACUAGAGCUCAUGAUGCCAAACUCCCAGUCAUGGUUUGGAUCCAUGGUGGUGGGUUAACUUGGGGGUCAGCUUCAAUGUAUGAUGGCUCAGCCUUGGCUGCUUACCAGGACGUGGUUGUAGUUCUAAUCCAGUACCGCUUGGGACUUCUGGGCUUUCUCAGCACAGGAGAUGAGCACAUGUCAGGGAACUUUGGCCUGCUGGACCAGGUACAAGCAUUGAGGUGGAUCCAGCAGCACAUUCACAACUUUGGAGGAGACCCAACUUCAGUCACUGUAUUUGGGGAGUCUGCAGGUGGAGUGAGCGUGUCCCUCCUGCUUCUUUCACCAUUGUCUGAUGGCCUGUUCCACCAAGCCAUUGCAGAGAGUGGCACUGCUGCAAUGGAUAUGAUCAUAAUAAAUGAUCCUCUACCAACAACGCAGGUCGUGGCAAAUGCAUCUGGAUGUAGCAUUGCAAGCAUACAGAAGAUUGCUGAUUGUAUGAGAAACCUUGAUAUUGAUACUAUUAUGACUAUUGUGCAGGAAGAAAAACUACGAUUUACUGUAACUGUUGAUGGACACUUUCUGACAAGACCCGUGGAUGAACUGUUCCAAAAACAUGAACUUCUUACUGUACCGUUCAUGACUGGUGUUAAUAAUGAUGAAGGGGGCUGGUUUUUCUCCAAUGCCUUUGCUCCUCCAAAUUGGACAGAGGGAAUCGAUCAGGAGCAUGUUGUGAACAUACUGUCCUUAUUCUUCCCUGAUCUCAAAGAUGCAACCGUCAGAGAUCUGAUGUUAGAUGAAUAUAUUGGAACUGGUGAAGAUCGUGUGAAAAAUAGAGAUGGCUUUACUGAGAUGAUUGGAGACAUGGUGUUCAACAUUCCAGCUAUUAAGACUGCAAAUGCUCAUAGAGAUGCAGGCGCUCCUGUUUACCUGUAUGAGUACCAGCAUCCUCCCAAAUUCUUGCAAGCAAAAAGGCCGAGCUUUGUUGGGAGUGACCAUUUAGAUGAAAUCUUUACAGUAUUAGGACUUUGCUUCACUACCACUCAUGUCAAAUUAACAGAUGCAUGUCCAGAAGAGGAGGAACAGUUGAGCAGAACCAUGAUGAGUUACUGGGGCAACUUUGCUCGCGCAGGGUCUCCUAAUGGGCACGGCCUUGUCCACUGGCCAAAGUAUGGAGUAGAUGAAGAAUACCUGGCAAUUGAUAUAAAGGAGCAGGUAAUUGGUCAGCACCUUAAGAGGGAUCGCUUUGUCUUCAUGACUCAGACCCUCCCAGAGAAGAUCCAACAGCGUGAAGAGAAGAUGGAUCACAAUGAGCUGUAGAGCAUUCACCGCUCAUCUUUCUCUGUUCCAUCAACAUUUUUUUCAUUCCUACAUUAAAGAAUAAGUUCACAUUUAUUCUAAUAUAUGUUAAAACAAGAGUCAGGUGCCCACAUGAACAUUGAAACAUGUUUGACCUAAUUUACAUAACUGUUCCUCCCGUUUAUACUUACCGUGAGAAGAUCAGUUUCUAACAUGCUUUUAAUGGGGGGACCAACAGCACUUUACUUCUUCUGUGCUAAAAUGUAUUUAGAAGUGUAAUAGAAGCUAAUAUGAGGCUUCAGCCCUUUAGUCAAAUCAAGUGGAUAUCAUACAGUUCAUUUUUUAGCACAAAGUUUUUGAUGCAAUCCUUCCACUGCAACUCAGCAAGGAAAUGCUGUCCAGGGAAAUACAAAGAAGAUAUCAAAAAAGACUGUGGAAAGCAUCCACGUGAUUUUUGUUAUCUGGAUAGUAAAGAGGAAUGUGGAUUUUGGCUUCCAUCGCUUACAUUGACAGCGCAUUAGGAUGCGAUCCUCAAAUGAACCAUAUGGGCAGGAGGAAUGAUUACAGCAACUCAAAACUCUUGUUCAUCUGGCUAUUGUUUUAAGAUGGAAUUAGAUUAAAUUUAACUGAGUGAUUGUAAUUUCCACCUUUAUAACUAAUUAAAGCUCAUUAGAAAUUUG